Tachyglossus aculeatus (Australian echidna) is the source of this 1424-nucleotide messenger RNA. RefSeq names its product actin related protein 6 (gene ACTR6). The record is from RefSeq and is a predicted model, not a curated record. The transcript is spliced from 11 exons. Gene Ontology annotation, cellular component: Swr1 complex. Gene Ontology annotation, molecular function: nucleosome binding. Bases 17 to 1207 code for a protein of 396 amino acids. Lineage: Eukaryota; Metazoa; Chordata; Mammalia; Monotremata; Tachyglossidae.
GCGGGCCGCCGCAGCCAUGGCGACGCUGGUGUUGGACAACGGGGCCUACAACGCCAAGAUCGGCUACAGCCACGACAAUGUCAGUGUUAUUCCCAACUGCCAGUUCAGGUCAAAGACUGCACGUCUUAAAACUUUUACAGCUAACCAGAUAGACGAAAUCAAAGACCCUUCGGGACUCUUUUACAUCCUUCCGUUUCAAAAGGGCUACUUGGUGAAUUGGGAUGUUCAAAGACAAGUUUGGGAUUACCUUUUUGGAAAAGAAAUGUACCAGGUGGAUUUUUUAGAUUCCAAUAUCAUCAUCACCGAGCCUUAUUUUAACUUCGGUUCAAUUCAGGAGUCAAUGAAUGAAAUCCUGUUUGAAGAAUAUCAAUUCCAAGCAGUUCUUAGAGUAAACGCUGGGGCUCUCAGUGCACACAGGUAUUUCCGGGAUAAUCCAUCUGAAUUGUGCUGUAUCAUUGUGGACAGUGGCUAUUCCUUUACACACAUUGUACCUUACUGCAGAAGUAAGAAGAAAAAAGAAGCAAUCAUUCGGAUUAAUGUGGGAGGAAAGCUUUUAACCAAUCAUUUAAAGGAGAUCAUCUCCUACAGGCAACUACAUGUUAUGGAUGAAACACAUGUAAUUAAUCAAGUGAAAGAAGAUGUUUGCUAUGUAUCUCAGGAUUUUUAUAAAGAUAUGGAUAUUGCAAAACUAAAAGGAGAAGAAAAUACAGUCAUGGUAGACUACGUUUUGCCUGAUUUCAGUACAAUUAAGAAGGGAUUUUGUAAGCCCAGGGAAGAGAUGGUUUUAAGCGGAAAAUAUAAAACUGGGGAACAGAUACUUCGUCUGGCCAAUGAGAGAUUUGCUGUUCCAGAAAUACUUUUCAAUCCUUCAGAUAUAGGCAUUCAAGAAAUGGGAAUUCCAGAAGCUAUCGUCUAUUCUAUUCAGAAUUUACCUGAAGAAAUGCAGCCCCACUUCUUUAAGAACAUUGUUCUGACUGGGGGAAAUUCGCUCUUCCUGGGAUUCAGGGAUCGAGUUUACUCCGAAGUUAGAUGCCUCACUCCAACCGACUAUGAGGUUUCUGUUAUCUUGCCAGAAAAUCCCAUUACUUACUCCUGGGAAGGUGGAAAACUGAUAUCAGAAAAUGAUGAUUUCGAAGAUAUGGUAGUAACAAGAGAUGAUUAUGAAGAAAAUGGGCAUUGCAUAUGUGAAGAGAAAUUUGAUAUUUAAAGUUGUCUGGACUAACUCGGUAAUUCUGUUGUUUGAUAUAGAAUACCUCACUUCUUCCUGAAGUCUAUGUCAGUUAUGACCCUUUAUUGUAUGACUUUUUCUUGACUGAUGUAAAUAUUUUAGUGCCUUUUUGUUUGUUUCUUUUGCCGGGAGCAUGGAAGGCUACCUGGGAAGGAGGAUUGCUCAUUGAAUAAUAAACAGAGAUGAAACAACUCUA